Molecule: messenger RNA, 558 nt
Organism: Talaromyces atroroseus
Lineage: Eukaryota; Fungi; Ascomycota; Eurotiomycetes; Eurotiales; Trichocomaceae
Exons: 2
Coding region: 1-558 (185 amino acids)
Source: RefSeq, a predicted model, not a curated record
AUGAAAGCCUCUAUCUGCUUGUUCUCCACCCUGCUGGGUAUGUCCUCUCAGGCAUAUGCAAGCGGCACAACGGCCACAUCCACGUCGGGCUACCUCCAAAUUCAGAACAGUUCCAACAGUGAACUCGAUGGCUACUGGGGCUACAUCGACCCCAAUAUCGAGGCCGACAACGGCGUGGUCUUUCAAUUUAUUUCUGAUAAGAGCCAAGCGACCAAUUUCUCCAUGGAAGAUGGCAACCUAGCUGGCUACAAGACAGGCUACGUUGCCGGCAGCACCAACGCUGAAGGUACGGCGUCUGGGGACGCCAUCUACAUGUCAGACCUUGAACUGUAUGUGCAGGGUGGCGAGCCGGUGGUCACCGCCGAGGUCAAUGAUAAUGGUGUUGUCGUUCUCAGCGACAGCCUAGGUGACGGUGUCGUCCGCAGUUUACCACAGGCGUGCUACAUCACGGAUGUUGGCUACUUGGAUGCCUCACUGCCGGUGUUCGUUCUUGGUGAAGAAUACUUCGCCUCCGAUAAUUGUGCCAACAUUACUCUCUACUGGCGUUCUAUUAAUUGA